AUGUCGGCUACAUUCACCCCAUCCACCGCUGUGGGCGAUGCAUCCAAGGAGCGCGAAUGGGCAGCACAACUGGGCCUGCUGGACUGGGACAACACUCGUAUUGUUUUCAAUAAGCGAUCGCUCUUGGAAUUCCUCAAGUACGCCGGCGUGACCGUCGAUCCUAACUUCACGAACAUUCAGAAACUUCCGAGAUAUGCCACUUUCGGGACCUUCUCCUCAGCUGGAGACGAGGGUGCAGCAUCGUCCCCUGCUCCGGCUGAGCCUGUAGCUUCCAAAGGUCCAGAUACGGGAGAGUACCGGCCGUCGCGCCGCGUGCGUACAGCACCUGGUGGUUCUCAUUCUAACAUUUUUGGUGUCGACAACGACGACGCAUUGUCCUCUGCUCCUCCGCGUCCUGAACCACCUGCACAGCGUGUGCCCGAGGUCACCGCCAGCGCGACACCGCCAGCUGCGGCGGAACCUGCGGCUUCUCCAGAAAUAGAGGACACAACCCAGGGAUAUAGUCGGCCAAGGCGCUCCACAUCUGGCGUUGCAGGAUUGUGGGAGGAACCUGACCCGUCGCAGCAAUUCAAACCCACGCGUCGUGUCCGCGAAAUGCCAGGAGGCAAAGACAGCAUCUCGGGUCUGUUCUGA
Molecule: messenger RNA, 633 nt
Organism: Postia placenta MAD-698-R-SB12
Lineage: Eukaryota; Fungi; Basidiomycota; Agaricomycetes; Polyporales; Adustoporiaceae
Exons: 10
Coding region: 1-633 (210 amino acids)
Source: RefSeq, a predicted model, not a curated record